Molecule: messenger RNA, 526 nt
Organism: Arachis ipaensis
Lineage: Eukaryota; Viridiplantae; Streptophyta; Magnoliopsida; Fabales; Fabaceae
Source: RefSeq, a predicted model, not a curated record
UGGCCAUGGCUCAUCCGGACGUAAAACACAAAUUGGAGCACAUAGUGUCUUCUCUAUGGUGCUUAUGCCAUCAAUGGUUUCUCCUUAGUUGGACCAGAAAACAAAGAUGGCUAUGAAGGUACAGAGUAAUAGCUUCCAUAUUCAGCAUGAUAGUUUCUCUGAAGCAGAACACUUAAAUGGGAAACUGCUAGAAGGAAACACGGUUGCAGGAGUUACUGGGGAUAAAAAUGUUGUUCAUCCAUAUCGUGAUUAUAGCUUUACUCGUGCACUAACUGAUGGAAAAGAGGAUUUAGGUUCUCUUAGAUUGAGCAGUCACCAAGUGAGUCUGUUGCUUUCUUCCAUCUGGGUCCAAGCAACCUCUGUAGAAAAUAGCCCUGCAAAUUUUGAGGCAAUGGCACACAUUUUUAGCAUCUCUUUAUUGUUUACUCGUUCUAAGUGGCACAUGGUUGGGCUCCACCAGAGAUGGAAGGGUGGCUUUCCUCACCAAUUUCAGGGAAGUUGAAAGCCUUCCGGAACCCAAGACCAG